This is a messenger RNA of Mesocestoides corti, 942 nucleotides long. The record is from the annotation of a GenBank genome assembly. NCBI's taxonomy places the organism in Eukaryota, Metazoa, Platyhelminthes, Cestoda, Cyclophyllidea, Mesocestoididae.
AUGGAUGUUGAGUAUGUACUAGAUGCCAGUGAGAAUCUGGUCAAAUUAGAAGAUGCUGAAAAGCACUUGCAUGGUGGACGUGCAAGUAAAGUUAUUGUAGUUGGUGACACAGUUGAUAUUCCUAUCAUAUUUUAUCCAAUUAAUUAUCAGAAUUAUCAGCGAGGCCGCACAAUUGUUUCAACCGGCAGCCCCGAUGCCUUGGCGUUUGCCACUUUGUUGUACCUUCUUGAAAAUGAAUUUGGAAUUAUCGAAGGACUGACUACAAUCUUGACUGGAUACAUGCCAAGACAAAAUAUUGUUGAUGGCCAUAAUAAAGAUGCAUGGCGUUUAGGACGUGCAGCUGGACAAUCCAUCAUUCCAUUCAGUCUCAAGAACGUUCUUUAUACUAUCUCGCAGGCAAUGCCUGAAGUAGCCAGGAAGAUUGGUCUAAUGGGCUGCUCAGUUCCUGUAGACUCGGGCAGUGUUAUUGAUUUUACGUGUUAUCUGGCUCGCAAGUUUGACAACACGGAUGAACUCGUUAAAGUCCUUCAGAACUGUAACAGCCUAAAGGCCCUUGAAGCUGUACACUUGAAGUGCCAACCAGGUUGGCUUCUCUCACAGUGGUGCCCUGAGGUCAUGGAUCUACCGAAAUCUGAUCUCCCUAAAAGUGAAUUCGCAAUUAAUAUCGUGUCUUCUCAUCCAUCUGAUUCACCUGAUGGGACUAAUGAAUGUCCAAAAUGUGAAAUUCCAAGUGCUGAAAAAGAACUGAACACCACGGAAGUACCACAUCUUCUCUCCGAAGCUCUAAGCAUGACACAUUCAAAAGUAGUGGAUUUCUGGCAAACAGAAGAUGAGCUUUGCGUUGGGGCUGACGUAAAGUCUGCCAACUGCACGAUUGUGUUAGACGUGCAUUCCUGCUUCUCCCUUCAGAGUGGGUCUCUUAUCAAGCUAGUUGCAUGGUAA